AAUGUAAACACUAAACUUAUACCUAUACUAACUAAAUUGUUGUAUUAUGUUUAUCAAAUGACCGUGCGUGUGUAUUUUUCAAGUGAUGAGCAAUUACCACCAUCAGGCAGCCGCGGUCGCCGCACAAGGUUUCGGGCCACCAGCGUCGCCGCACACCGGCGGCCCCGGCAACCCGCGGGCCGCCGCGUUCCCGCCGGCCACGUCGCCCGGCCCCGGCGCCCCGUCCACCAUGGACAUGUACAGCUCGAACCCGGCCGAUUACGUGCAAGCAGCGUCACCGCAACCGUCCGCGUUCCCCGCGAUCGCCGUCUCACGUGCGCCCAUUAAUUACAAUCCUGUAGGGGCCUUUGAUUCCGGCCGCUUUUACCAAUGGGUACCACUGAACAACGCAAGAGUCAAUAAAUUUCUUCCAUCGUUGACCGAUAUUAGUCGCCCCUAUGCGUGUGAUUGACUCAAUAACUCACAACUAUCACCAGAGAUAUAUAUAUAAACGUCUCACUCACUCUCACUUACACCAAAGGUUUUCUUUCUCAAUA
Molecule: messenger RNA, 536 nt
Organism: Myzus persicae (green peach aphid)
Lineage: Eukaryota; Metazoa; Arthropoda; Insecta; Hemiptera; Aphididae
Product: RNA-binding protein Musashi homolog Rbp6-like
Exons: 3
Coding region: 86-451 (121 amino acids)
Source: RefSeq, a predicted model, not a curated record